AGGCGGCGGCGGCGGUUGAUGGUUGAUUGUUGGCUCCAGGGUAGGGGUCGCCGCUCGGGCGAUCUCCUCAAACCCGACCAGAGUGCGUGGACUGCUGACGUUCGGCCUGGAGCCCGCGGGCGAGACCUAGUUGGGCUCCGCCAUGCGGGCCGGGAGUAACGAGCCGGACGGCGUCCUCAGCUAUCAGAGACCAGAUGAAGAAGCUGUGGUGGAUCAGGGUGGGACCAGUACAAUUCUCAACAUCCACUAUGAGAAAGAAGAGUUGGAAGGUCAUAGGACUCUGUACGUGGGGGUCCGGAUGCCGCUGGGCCGGCAGAGCCAUCGGCACCACCGAACCCAUGGCCAGAAGCAUCGGAGACGAGGGCGGGGCAAGGGAGCCGGCCAGGGGGAGGAAGGCCCCGAGGCCCUGGCCCAUGACACACCAUCUCAGCGUGUUCAGUUCAUUCUUGGCACUGAGGAGGAUGAAGAGCACGUGCCUCACGAGCUGUUCACAGAACUGGAUGAGAUCUGCCUGAAAGAGGGAGAGGACGCCGAGUGGAAGGAGACGGCCAGGUGGUUGAAGUUUGAAGAAGAUGUUGAGGAUGGGGGAGAGCGCUGGAGCAAGCCUUAUGUCGCAACCCUUUCACUGCACAGUCUCUUUGAGUUAAGGAGCUGCCUUAUUAACGGAACGGUCCUUCUGGAUAUGCAUGCGAACAGCAUAGAAGAAAUCUCAGACCUGAUCCUGGACCAGCAGGAACUGUUCAGUGACCUGAAUGACAGCAUGAGGGUUAAAGUACGGGAAGCCCUUCUCAAAAAGCAUCAUCAUCAGAAUGAAAAGAAGAGAAAUAACCUCAUCCCCAUUGUUCGCUCCUUUGCUGAGGCUGGCAAGAAGCAAUCUGAUCCACAUUCAAUGGAUAAACAUGGUCAGACUGUGUCUCCUCAGUCCGUUCCAACUACAAGUCUUGAAGUAAAAAAUGGAAUGAAUUGUGAACACAGUCCCGUGGACUUAAGCAAGGUCGACCUUCAUUUCAUGAAGAAAAUUCCCACUGGGGCAGAGGCCUCGAAUGUCCUGGUUGGAGAGGUGGACUCUUUGGACCGCCCCGUUGUCGCCUUUGUGAGGCUGUCUCCGGCAGUCCUUCUCUCGGGCCUGACAGAAGUGCCCAUCCCAACAAGAUUUUUGUUUAUCCUACUGGGUCCAGGAGGGAAAGGUCAGCAGUACCAUGAGAUUGGCAGAUCCAUGGCCACCAUCAUGACAGACGAGAUUUUUCAUGAUGUGGCAUAUAAGGCAAAAGAGCGGGACGACCUCCUGGCGGGGAUUGACGAGUUCCUAGACCAGGUGACGGUGCUGCCUCCAGGGGAGUGGGACCCCUCCAUUAGAAUUGAGCCACCCAAAAACGUCCCUUCCCAGGAGAAAAGGAAAAUGCCUGGAGUUCCAAAUGGAAAUGUUUGCCACAUAGAACCGGAACCACAUGGGGGCCACAGCGGGCCAGAACUUCAACGCACUGGGCGGCUAUUUGGGGGCUUGGUGCUGGACAUCAAGCGGAAGGCCCCCUGGUACUGGAGCGACUACCGGGACGCACUCAGCUUACAGUGUUUGGCCUCCUUUCUGUUCCUGUACUGCGCCUGCAUGUCACCUGUCAUCACCUUUGGGGGACUGCUCGGAGAAGCCACUGAGGGGCGCAUAAGUGCAAUUGAAUCCUUGUUUGGCGCCUCCAUGACUGGGAUUGCCUAUUCCUUGUUUGCCGGACAGGCUCUCACCAUCCUUGGAAGUACUGGGCCAGUGCUUGUGUUUGAAAAGAUUUUGUUCAAAUUCUGCAAAGACUAUGCUCUUUCAUACCUCUCCCUGCGAGCUUGUAUCGGACUGUGGACCGCCUUCCUGUGUAUUGUCCUUGUGGCAACUGACGCCAGUUCCCUUGUCUGCUACAUUACCCGCUUCACCGAAGAAGCGUUUGCCUCCCUGAUUUGCAUUAUUUUCAUCUAUGAAGCAGUAGAAAAGCUGAUUCACCUGGCAGAGACCUACCCCAUCCACAUGCACAGUCACCUGGACCACCUUAGCCUGUAUUACUGCAGGUGUACUCUCCCAGAGAAUCCCAACAAUCACACCUUACAGUACUGGAAGGACCACAACAUCGUGACAACAGAAGUCCACUGGGCCAACCUGACUGUUAGUGAGUGCCAGGAGAUGCAUGGAGAGUUCACGGGCUCUGCGUGCGGCCACCAUGGACCCUAUACUCCCGAUGUGCUCUUUUGGUCCUGCAUUCUCUUCUUCACCACCUUCAUCCUCUCCAGCACCUUGAAGACAUUUAAGACAAGCCGCUAUUUCCCAACCAGAGUCCGCUCCAUGGUGAGUGACUUUGCUGUUUUCCUCACUAUCUUCACAAUGGUGAUUGUUGAUUUUUUGAUUGGAAUCCCAUCACCAAAGCUUCAGGUUCCCAGUGUGUUCAAGCCAACACGGGAUGAUCGAGGGUGGAUUAUUAGUCCCAUUGGCCCCAAUCCCUGGUGGACUGUGGUAGCUGCAGUUAUCCCAGCUCUUCUCUGCACUAUCUUGAUAUUCAUGGACCAGCAGAUCACAGCUGUCAUCAUUAACAGGAAGGAACACAAACUCAAGAAAGGAUGUGGCUACCACCUGGACCUGCUGAUGGUGGCCGUCAUGCUGGGUGUCUGCUCCAUCAUGGGCCUGCCCUGGUUUGUGGCUGCGACUGUCCUGUCCAUCACACAUGUGAACAGCCUCAAACUGGAAUCUGAGUGCUCUGCCCCUGGAGAACAGCCCAAAUUCUUGGGUAUCCGAGAACAGAGAGUAACGGGCCUUAUGAUCUUUGUGCUGAUGGGCUGCUCAGUCUUCAUGACAGCUAUAUUAAAGUUUAUCCCGAUGCCGGUACUCUAUGGAGUUUUCCUCUACAUGGGAGUGUCUUCACUACAGGGAAUUCAGUUCUUUGAUCGUCUGAAGCUCUUUGGGAUGCCUGCAAAGCACCAGCCAGACUUCAUCUACCUUCGGCACGUGCCGCUGCGCAAAGUGCACCUCUUCACCCUCAUCCAGCUGACCUGCCUCAUCCUGCUCUGGGUCAUCAAGGCAUCUCCAGCUGCCAUUGUCUUUCCAAUGAUGGUUCUGGCCUUGGUCUUUGUCAGGAAAGUCAUGGAUCUCUGUUUCUCUAAGCGGGAGCUGAGCUGGUUAGAUGAUCUCAUGCCGGAAAGCAAAAAGAAGAAGUUGGAUGAUGCCAAAAAGAAGGCCAAGGAGGAAGAGGAGGCUGAGAAAAUGUUAGAAAUGGGGGGAGACAAGUUCCCCUUAGAGAGCAGGAAGUUACUAAGUAGUCCUGGAAAGAACAACAGUUUCAGAUGUGACCCCUCUGAGAUUAAUAUAUCUGAUGAAAUGCCUAAAACCACAGUCUGGAAAGCUCUCAGUAUGAAUUCUGGAAACACAAAGGAAAAGAGAACUGCCACCACUGAAGACCCAGCUUCCCAUUUGCCAGACGUUUCCUCUGAAACCCUCUGCUGGCCUGCUGAGCCGAAUGGAUCCAUUCUGCCACUGAGGAUUUCCUCAGUGAGGUCCCUCUUGCUCAAGGACAGGGUGAGGAAGUAGGAGGAGAGCGGAGAGGAAAAGGAAGCCUCCCCAGUCCCAUAGUGACUGCAGGCUCCUGGGCAGCCCCGGGCCUUGGUUUGGUUGCCUGCUCUGGGGGAUGCUGGUCAGACCCAGAGGUCACCAGGAGGGUCUGCUCCUAGGAGGGUCAGCGCCCUGGGCGUUGGCAGUGCUCACCGCCACAGCCAGAAGAUGCCUCCGGCCUGGUGCAUCUUCAUCGCUCCCUAGCAGCAGCCCGCAUAGCUCAGCAAGAACCUUGGAUGAUGAAAGGGCCAAGAGGGACAUUGAAGUUGCUUAGCUCAGACAGGAAAAGGCCUGGGGGAAAAUCAGUGGUGGUGAGUGAGGAUGAGCAGCUUCUCUUAACUUCAUUGAUAGAGUAAGAGAACAAGCUUCAGUGGCUACAGAAGGAAUUAGUUUAGACACCAGGAAGGACUUCCUAGCCUGAAGAUUUGUCAUAGUGUCUGCUUUCUAGAUAUCUGGGAAAGGUUUGAAUGUAGUCGUUUGUGAGUAGAAAAGGAGAUAAGGUUUUUUAAUUGGCCAUGUUGUGGAAACAUCCAUGUCCUGCUGCUGUCUCUUGAGAACACACUCUGAUUCCAUUCCUGGAGAGAUCCAAGUGCUUACGUAAUGUCUCCUUAGCUGCCUUAGUAGCAAACCAUCACCAACUCAAUGGACCAAACCACCUUCAUCAUCCUGGAUUUUUUUGUUGACAGAUGUUCUGACUUUCAGAUGUAAAAAGCCACACUGGGAAAUGAACUGUAAGUGGUGAAAUUAAUUUUGGUAUUUAGUUUAAAACUAUAUUUAUAGUUUCUGUCUCCUCUUCUCUUUUGCAAUGAAUAUCGAGGGUUUGGGCUCCAUUGUGUAUAGACUUUCCCUUCCUUUGUGCACAGAAUGUGACUAGCAAGCAUGUCGGUACCCAGGGGAUCUGAUCAGUUCAGUUUCCAUCCUGGAAAAUAAUUGUACAGUGGGACCGUCCCUCGGUGUGCUCUCCUUUCAUAGGUGAAGAGUUGGCUACGUAACUUUAUUGAAUUUUGCAUUCCUUAGACUCAUAAAUAUAUUAAUGUAGUCUUACUCUUAGGACCUUUGAUAUUGAAGGAAUCCUGCCUUUUCCUAUUUCCCUAUGUCUUAGAGUCAGUCCUUUUAAUACACAGAUGAUUUUCAAAAUAUUUAACAACUGGUACAGGAUGGGCACCAACCACUCAGAACGGAUGCCUGCUGUAAACAAGCAGUAUGUGUGGCCAUACCAGUGCCUAUUGGCUGAACGUCACGCUGCUUUCAAAUAUUAAAAUGACAUCCCUUUGAAUUGUGGGUAUUGUUCCUGGCUUGUCUGAUUUCUACUCACAAGGUUGUUUCAGGGACAGCCUCGGCAUCCUUUCAUAUGGUGCAGACAGGAACAGGCAUGCUUCUUUGAACUACAUGGGCAUUAAAAUCUUUGAGAGCCAAAGCUUCACAUUUUAUCACUUUAGGAUAAAUGUAGUAUUGUACCCGUUUACCUACCCAAUUUAGAAAAAUCAUAAGGCAACCUGUCAUUGGGAAAAGCUUUCUUGCUGACUUUCCCUGUCCCUCUCUGCUUCCUUGAGCUUGCCUCCUUUUUCAUCUUCUCUGUUCCCUGAGGACAUCCCCCGCUUUUCUUCCCCCAUCUUGCCCCGCCCAUCUUUUCCUGCCACUUCUGUAUAGGGAGGGUGGUGACCGCUUCACCUGUUCCCCUGGCCUCAGCGUGGCUAUGAGGAAUACAGCAGGGAAGAAUCCAUCAUGCAACAGAACUACGUGACAGAGUCACUCAGAAAAAUCUCUCUACUCACACACUGACGUCUUGUGAUGCCCUGUGCGGGCAGGCUUCCUGAGAGGGGGAGCUUGUCUUUGUUAACUCUGUGUAAUGCGCUUCCUGAGCCAGACCCUCCCAGGUUACUGCGCCUUUGGAACGUUAGCUACUUUGGAAGACUGUGCCAGUCUUUUUAGGCUAUUAGAUUUUCUUCAAACAACAGCCAGCCUCGUUUGUGCUACAUCUCGGUGGUAGGAACCAUUCCCUACUCUUCCUCUCUUAUCUUUCCCGAGUCCCACCCAUCCCUCAGCCCCAGUCCUGGCUGCUUCCCUGCUCAGUGGCUGGUGACUCUGGGUUGCAGAGUCAAGUGCGGGGGUGGGGUGUUUAGGGUAGGAAACUGGGACUGGUGGUGGAGCAUCAACCACGCGUAUGUACCUGUGUGUGUACGCACGUGUGUCUACCAACAAGCGAGAGUGUAUCCAUGAGAUUUCAUUGCUGCUGCUAAACAACCUCGUGCACCUAAGCUGUGGGGACAUCAAAGGAAUAUGGUCCUUCUCCCUCCUAGGGCUUCCCCUCUCUAUUCUGAUAGGAUUGCCUGAGGGCAAAUACAGAUAGAUUAGUCUUAGAAAAAGGUGUUUAAGCUCAACAUUAAGGAGAAACUGAUUUAGGGGUAGAAAGCAGGUAGUUAGGUAAUUCCCAUGCCCAGGCUUGCUUGGGCCAGAGAAGUAGUCCACCUCUUUUCUGACAAGGGGAAAUUUCAGGAGUCGUUUGAGUGUUGGCAGGGCAAUGCCCUGAUAGGCUGGCAGUGGAGAGUAGGAAGGGAGGGAGGCCAGGAAUUUAAGAAAAUGAUGGUGAGUGGAAUCUUGCUUCUAAACAGAAGAACUGGCAUCACUAAGUGGGUGGGUUACGUCCUAGCCCAUGACUUACAGAAGGGUUGGUUUAGAUAGGAGGUGAAGGCCAGCAGAAAUAUGCUGUGAAAUUGCUCAACAUGUCUGGUUGUAGGAAAUGCAGGCUAGUUCUUUGUAGCUGUAUAUGAUUUCAGAUUUCUGAUAAUGGGAUUAUCAGGAGAGCUGGUCUUUACUGCACUCAGCUCCUAUCCCCCUCUCCUUGUUGGUAUAAAUUUGCCUUUGGGGUAAAGAGGUAGGGAACCAUAUAUUUUAAAAAGAUGUUAUAAAUAGUUGCUAUUUCUAUUUGUCUGAGAUGUGACUGGCUUUUAAAUUAGUCAUAAAUAUUUGAUAAAAAUCUGGUAUAUGCUAAGUCUUAGGUUUUGUUGACAUCUCAGGCUGACAACUGUGACCUUCAAGAGGUCUCUGGUUUGGGGAAUCUGGUUUUUGGUCAUUCAAAAAACACAAUUCCCAGUUCGACUUUAUUUUCUACCUACUCAGUGCUCUAGUCUUCUCUCUUAAUAGAGGAAUCAGUAAUUCUCCCUGGAGCUUCUCUGUCGACUUCAGUGUCCAUGUUCGGAGUCUCCACAUUUUCCUGAUGCGUAGGAGAAGGCUUGAGCCCAGGGCCCGUGGCUUUCAUUUUAACCAGCAUCAGACAUACUAUUUAGCAUGCUCUCUCUGCUACUUAAUCAGCUUCUCUAAAUGUCUUCUUUUGCUGGAGAGUUAGUACCACUUCCGAGGAUUUUUAAUCACUCUUUGCUAGUUUGGUACUGCAUUUUCCUCAGACUUCUCAGGUUUCCAAGCCAUAUCCUGGCAGGACAUUCAACAUGCAUCGGAUGUUCUCAGGCUUCUUGACUUUCUUUUGGUUGUAGCUGCCAGGCCUCCUAAGGUAGAAAUCCUUCCUUUUGGCCCUGACUGGCCAAAUGAGACAGCGUCUAAGUUCUGCCCCCUUGUACUGACUCAGCUUUUUCACGUACUCUUUCCCGUCCUUUCUGUCUUUUCCUCAGUCUUUCAAGUUUUCCUUGGAGGGAAGAAGUUCUUGGUCAGAGGUCCUAACCACCACAGCCAGUUAGGGCUGGUGAGAGGGGGAGGAGGCUGGACAGUUCUGGGGCUUCUCAAAAAGGUGAGACUUUAUGGUUAUUUGCCUUAUUUAGGACGAGGGACUAAGGAUUCUCAAGCCCUCAGGGUCAUCCAUAUUUCAGUGUAAAUAGAGAAAGACAUUCCAAAACCAAAUAGAAGGGAUUUUUCUGCCAAAUCUACUCUUUAUGAUUCUUGGUGCCCUUGGGGUCUUGCAUUUAUUAUAGAGAAUGGGUAGUUGACUCAGUUCACAUUUCUUUAUCGUAAAGGAGGCUGAUUUUCACCACCAAAAGAGGUGUGAAGUAACUAUAUGAUUGCUUGAAGCUUGGAAAGAGGAAAGGAGUGUCACGUGAAUCUUUUCAAGAGGAAAAUUCAGAAAGUGGCAUGAUUCAUCCAUUAGGCAUAAUUCUUUUAGAAGAUUCUGUGCUCAAAGGGAAUGGAAUGGUUUCUGAUCCUUCUGGAAAGAAAAAGAAUAGCAUUUUCUUUAACCCACUUUCAGCAUUGGAGAAUACAGAAGUUUUCUUCUAGCUGAUGGCAUUAAUAUUUCUGAGAGAGAACGAGCCCACUCACAGCCCUUUCCCGAGCCCAGCAGAGAUCAGCAGAGCUUGGGUUCUCUUAGCAGGUUUGCAGUUGACUCCAACGUGCAGGUUUUUCACACGUGCAAUAAUGUUGGGAAGAGAAGUACGAAACUGAAUAUGCAAUUAACUCCUUUUGCAAAAGAGGCCAAAAUCCUCCUCCCCACGCCUCUCUCCCAUAUUCACUCCUCCAAGACGGUAAGCCUCCCCCUCGUUGAUCUGUGUCUGUCUGUCUGAUUGGUUAGAUACGGCUGCCCUCCCAAGCACAUGGUGUCAGGUGGAGAGCAGAGCGACCUUCCCACGGAAGGGGACGGCUUGAGGUGCUGGUACAUUUCCCUCGUUUUCUGUGUUCUUCUUUCUAGUAGGUGUCCUGUAGAGAUAGAGAUAUUUUUGUUUUAGAGAUUCCAAAGUAUAUAUUUUUGGUGUAAGAAAUGUACCCUCUCCACACUCCCUGGUGUAAAUAGGACCGAGAACAAAUGCGUCGCCGUGAUAAUCCCAUAGCCAUCUGCGGUAGGGAUGGGACCUUUCUCCCUCACCACCAAGUCUCACGGCCUGUGUCUGUGAACCAGGGGAGGUGAUGGUGACACCUCUGCCUGCCUAGACCUUCCUGUGCUCAACGGGUGAAAAAUAAAGUCUGUGUAACUGUUCA
Balaenoptera acutorostrata (minke whale) is the source of this 8497-nucleotide messenger RNA. It is a transcript of the gene SLC4A8, whose product is annotated as solute carrier family 4 member 8. NCBI's taxonomy places the organism in Eukaryota, Metazoa, Chordata, Mammalia, Artiodactyla, Balaenopteridae. Gene Ontology annotation, cellular component: plasma membrane. Gene Ontology annotation, molecular function: monoatomic anion transmembrane transporter activity; solute:inorganic anion antiporter activity; sodium:bicarbonate symporter activity. The transcript has 25 exons. Bases 143 to 3556 code for a protein of 1137 amino acids. Gene Ontology annotation, biological process: monoatomic anion transport; bicarbonate transport; transmembrane transport. The record is from RefSeq and is a predicted model, not a curated record.